Molecule: messenger RNA, 1612 nt
Organism: Achroia grisella
Lineage: Eukaryota; Metazoa; Arthropoda; Insecta; Lepidoptera; Pyralidae
Gene: san
Product: probable N-acetyltransferase san
Exons: 3
Coding region: 116-646 (176 amino acids)
Biological process (GO): mitotic sister chromatid cohesion
Cellular component (GO): NatA complex
Molecular function (GO): acyltransferase activity, transferring groups other than amino-acyl groups
Source: RefSeq, a predicted model, not a curated record
GCGAGACGAGCGACCACUAGUGGCAGAUGGCGGGAGUGAUCUCGUGUGAUAUAACUGUGUUAGAUGGUUAGAUUAGUUUUUAAAUUGUAGUGUUUAUUAUAGAAUAGUUAUUAAAAUGACUAGAGCUAAAAUAGAACUCGGAGACGUGACACCGCAUAAUAUAAAACAAUUAAAGAAAUUAAACACAGUUGUAUUUCCUGUGUCAUAUAAUGACAAAUUCUACAAAGAUGUACUGGAAGCGGGCGAACUGGCCAAGUUAGCGUAUUACAAUGAUAUCGUGGUGGGAGCUGUAUGCUGUAGAAUAGACACGUCGGAGAACUCACGGAGACUGUACAUAAUGACACUAGGGUGUCUUUACCCCUACAGAAGACUGGGAAUAGGUACUUUGAUGGUUGAACAUGUGCUCAAGUAUGUUGAACAUGAUGGGAAUUUCGACAGCAUUUUCUUACAUGUGCAAGUGAAUAAUGAAGGUGCAAUAGAUUUUUAUAAGAAAUUUGGUUUCGAGAUUGUUGAAACAAAAGAACACUACUACAAGAGGAUAGAGCCAGCUGAUGCACAUGUGCUACAGAAGACAAUCAGACAGUCAGAUGCAACACCUUUAGUUAAUGGAUUAGUGCCACAUGCAAAAACGAAUGGACACGAUUGAAUAAACCAAUAAACUCCAUUGUAUUCAACAAAUCCUCGACUUGGUUGUAAUAGUGCAACUAACAAAGUGAUAUCACAUAAUUUAAGACUUUAGGAACUCGGUAUCUAUAAACAGAAUUUAAUUAGGAUACUUUAAAUGUUUGUUCCACUUUCGGGAUAAAUAUUUUACUAUCUUAUACUGAAAUUUCCAAUGUAAAUGGUUUCAAACAUGUCUCAAUAGGGAACAAGCCAUUUGUAAUGGGUUAGUUAGUAAGUUGUGGAAGUUUGAAGCCAUAAUGCUAAACUGAAUAUGACUGAUUGUUCUGGAUACUAACUCAUGUUGUACAGUACUUCCAUAGGUAUGAUGGCAUGUUGUUGAUGGAGACAUUGUGUACACAAUUCUAGUGUUUUAAUAUUCUAAUACUGAUUGUACAGGUGUGACAUUAGGAUUACUAUUAAAUGGAGGUGAAAUUGUAAAUUCUCGAUCAUUUGAGUAUGUCUUGUACAAAAACGAGAAACAGUGGUUAGCUCUAGGCAUUCUUUUAACUAUAAUGGAUGGCAUAUGAAAUUUUCGUGUCAUUGUUUUUUACUAUAACUAAGUAAUCAAGUAGGUGUAAAGUUUUCGAUUUCACUAAUUUAAUGAACUUGGACUCAAAACAUGUCGCGCAGUAGUCACCUCGCAAUAUAUCUUUGUAUUUGUAAUGUGUGUAUGAGGAAGGAGUUUCUAUUUUCCAAUUACCUACUCAAAUAGGCUUAAUGUUUCAAACUAUGUUAAUUUUAUAUAUUUUUUUGCACUGCGUCAGUAUAUUGGUGUUCAAUAAUUUUAUAAUUUUGUUGAUUUAUAUUAAAAUUUGUUUUAUUAAAAUUGUAAAUUGAUUUGUAGCAAUAUGGAAGUCGUAAGUCACCACAGGUUUCAAGCAUCUGCUACCAAAGUUUUUUGGCACUCAGUAUUUUUUUUCUGAAUCCAUAUUUUGUUAUACAUCAUGUU